Coregonus sp. 'balchen' is the source of this 23368-nucleotide messenger RNA. NCBI's taxonomy places the organism in Eukaryota, Metazoa, Chordata, Actinopteri, Salmoniformes, Salmonidae. The record is from the annotation of a GenBank genome assembly.
AACCCCACUGAAGAAGAAGAAGAACAGGGACGCAGGUCCUUCUACUACCACCCAAGCAUGCUCUGUGAACAGCUGAUGGGUUGACUCUAUCAGGGAAUAAUAGUCAAGAAACGUUUGAUAUCUAGCCACGUUAACUUCCCAAAAGAAUGAUAAGUGUCAUGACUAAAGACGCAGUCCAAGGGUAAGAUAAACUAAGGUUUGACAGCUAGCUAACGUUAGCAGCUAACUAACUUGUUAGUAGGAGCUAGCUAGCAUUAGCAAGCUAACCAUGCAUGCAUGCCAAUGUCUUCUGACCGUGCCAUCAUGCGCCAUGCUUAACACAAAUGAAAUCAUGUCAUUAAAGCGUUACUAGCUAUAUCAUAUGAAACACAAUCUGUGAUAGAGGUAGCCAGCUGUAUUUGUAUUGCUUCAUGUUAUCAACGUAUUUAUUCAAAUUACACACUGGCCUACUUUCUUUCCCACCAAACAAAAGGCCCUUGGUGACAUUUAUUGUUUGCUGUAAUGGCUCUACAAAAGGUGACUUGUCAUAACCUGUCCAUCCAUACAAAUUCCACUGGUUGCUUGACCAGUGGCAGUUUCCCCACAGGACAAUGAGCACAACUUUGUCAUGAAGAGGGGUGUUUUCCUUAUAACGGGUCUAGGCAGGGGUAGAGGGAGCAUUACAAUUGGUUUUGGGACAGAAAUAAACCUGACGAGGCUGUGUCCCUGUUUGACAGCUAGUUGUGGACAUUAUAUAGCAUAUAUUUGCAACAUCAAUGAUUCUCUCUCUCUCUCUCUCUCUCUCUCUCUCUCUCUAUAUAUAUAUAUAUAUUUGCAUCUACUGUAAAUUAAACAACUACAAUUGGCAGUGUCAAUGUAAUGACCAUGCCCACAGCAGGUGUAGGCUAAUCCAGAAGUGAAUUGACAACAGAGGGAAGGUGUCGUGGGGGCAGCAGUAGUCCCCAAAAAGUGGAAACACUGUAAUAAUGAGUGAAAGUCAUAAAGUAGCCUAGGCCUAUUCAUUAUGAAAAUUAGGAAUGAGUAUGGUGCCUAAUCAAUCAGUUCAUGACAUGUUUUACUUUAACUUAUUCAAUUCUUUGUUUUCUAUUAAUGAAUAGUAAUCAAUUAGUCUAUGCAUGAUGGCACAUGUUCAAGUAGUUACACUGACUCCCUGAGUCUUCCAUUUGGAGGAAUAUGUCUACACGGGGCCCCGUGUAGCUCAGUUGGUAGAACAUGGCGCUUGCAACGCCAGGGUUGUGGGUUCGUUUCCCACGGGGGGCCAGUAUGAAAAUGUAUGCACUCACUAACUGUAUGUCGCUCUGGAUAAGAGCGUCUGCUAAAUGACUAAAAAUGUAAAAAAUGUAAAGUUAGAUGCCAUUAACUAUAGCCUGACCAGGGGUCCUACCACCAAUUUCCUCCUCUCCUCAUUGUGUGUUAAUGCCACUGGAUAUGUAGAUACAGUGGGGGAAAAAAGUAUUUAGUCAGCCACCAAUUGUGCAAGUUCUCCCACUUAAAAAGAUGAGAGAGGCCUGUAAUUUUCAUCAUAGGUACACGUCAACUAUGACAGACAAAAUGAGAAAAAAAAUUCUCCAGAAAAUCACAUUGUAGGAUUUUUUAUGAAUUUAUUUGCAAAUUAUGGUGGAAAAUAAGUAUUUGGUCAAUAACAAAAGUUUCUCAAUACUUUGUUAUAUACCCUUUGUUGGCAAUGACACAGGUCAAACGUUUUCUGUAAGUCUUCACAAGGUUUUCACACACUGUUGCUGGUAUUUUGGCCCAUUCCUCCACGCAGAUCUCCUCUAGAGCAGUGAUGUUUUGGGGCUGUCGCUGGGCAACACAGACUUUCAACUCCCUCCAAAGAUUUUCUAUGGGGUUGAGAUCUGGAGACUGGCUAGGCCACUCCAGGACCUUGAAAUGCUUCUUACGAAGCCACUCCUUCGUUGCCCGGGCGGUGUGUUUGGGAUCAUUGUCAUGCUGAAAGACCCAGCCACGUUUCAUCUUCAAUGCCCUUGCUGAUGGAGGUUUUCACUCAAAAUCUCACGAUACAUGGCCCCCUUCAUUCUUUCCUUUACACAGAUCAGUCGUCCUGGUCCCUUUGCAGAAAAACAGCCCCAAAGCAUGAUGUUUCCACCCCCAUGCUUCACAGUAGGUAUGGUGUUCUUUGGAUGCAACUCAGCAUUCUUUGUCCUCCAAACACGACGAGUUGAGUUUUUACCAAAAAGUUCUAUUUUGGUUUCAUCUGACCAUAUGACAUUCUCCCAAUCCUCUUCUGGAUCAUCCAAAUGCACUCUAGCAAACUUCAGACGGGCCUGGACAUGUACUGGCUUAAGCAGGGGGACACGUCUGGCACUGCAGGAUUUGAGUCCCUGGCGGCGUAGUGUGUUACUGAUGGUAGGCUUUGUUACUUUGGUCCCAGCUCUCUGCAGGUCAUUCCCUAGGUUCCCCCGUGUGGUUCUGGGAUUUUUGCUCACCGUUCUUGUGAUCAUUUUGACCCCACGGGGUGAGAUCUUGCGUGGAGCCCCAGAUCGAGGGAGAUUAUCAGUGGUCUUGUAUGUCUUCCAUUUCCUAAUAAUUGCUCCCACAGUUGAUUUCUUCAAACCAAGCUGCUUACCUAUUGCAGAUUCAGUCUUCCCAGCCUGGUGCAGGUCUACAAUUUUGUUUCUGGUGUCCUUUGACAGCUCUUUGGUCUUGGCCAUAGUGGAGUUUGGAGUGUGACUGUUUGAGGUUGUGGACAGGUGUCUUUUAUACUGAUAACAAGUUCAAACAGGUGCCAUUAAUACAGGUAACGAGUGGAGGACAGAGGAGCCUCUUAAAGAAGAAGUUACAGGUCUGUGAGAGCCAGAAAUCUUGCUUGUUUGUAGGUGACCAAAUACUUAUUUUCCACCAUAAUUUGCAAAUAAAUUCAUUAAAAAUCCUACAAUGUGAUUUUCUGGUAAAAAAAUUCUCAAUUUGUCUGUCAUAGUUGACGUGUACCUAUGAUGAAAAUUACAGGCCUCUCUCAUCUUUUUAAGUGGGAGAACUUGCACAAUUGGUGGCUGACUAAAUACUUUUUUCCCCCACUGUAGGUGUGAAUGUGCUCAAUUGCCCUCACUCAUCCUGGCUAUAUUGUCUAUUGACAUACUCAUAUGGUUCCCAUGGGUUGCUAUGAUAGUAUUACAGGAUAUAAGGAUUAAUAAAUAUCAGGAAUUUUGAGUUUGGUAAAUGGUCAUUUCCAUGUAAAAGGACCCAUGAGCACCAAUGUGAAGUUUAUAGGAGCAUAUCCAUUUUGGUAUUAAAUGAAAGCUAAGAGUCUAUAGUUUUUGGAAAUGAAGGCAUAGAUAAGUUUUUCCACCAUUUUCCAUCCUGAAAAUGAUGAAUAAAGCAAAAGCUUUCAUUUCUGGUCACACAGAUGGAAAAGGGGUCUUAAAAAACAUCUACUAGAAUAAGUCUUAAGGUAUUAGAAAAUACAUCAAAACACAGUAAUGUUGAAGUAAAGGCCCCUGCCAACUAAUAUCAACAUUUAUGUAUAUUUUUGCAAACGUUAUUUCCAUUUGUAAGUUUAGGAAAUAUUGCCUAGUGUCUUGUCAUCCUGUUACCAACAGAAUGAGAAGACACUUUCUCUCCCCCAUGAGGAGGGAGGAUUAGGAAAGUUCACAGAAGUAACAAGUACAGGUAGACCUGCCAAUUAGUUAGUGUUUUUACUGAUACAAUUUUUGUUGGUGAAUUAUUAAAGCCCCCAUGCAGUCUAUUUUUAAAUCCUCACUCUAUAUCUAAUAAAUCAAUGUGUGUUUAUUUAAUGAAAAUAACUCCAAAAUAUAUUUGUUAUUUUUUAAUACCCUGAGCCUCCUUUUUCUCUUGAAAUGCUCAGUCUGAUCGUGUGGGCGUUAGGAAACAAAUGUAAAGAUAUUUACAUACACAGCCCUGAUUGGUUGAUAGGAUGGUCUAGAACCCACCCCCUUACCCAUAGGAACAGUUGUUGGUCUAUUAUAUGCAGAUCACAUUGUGACAUCAUAAUGUGGGCCAAAAUUUCCAUCCCACCUGAACAGGCUGAAAUUCCAGGCAUUUUUUUCAAACAGCCCUUACACAAAAAGGGCAUUAUAGUGUGGAAAUAUCAAAUGAUUAAAACCCAUCACUCUGUUACCAAAUCGGUAGUGAAUGAAAAAUCUGUAACAGAAUGACUACAAUUGAAUUGGCCACAAUGGGAAAUCCUAGUAGUUACAAACCACAGUUGCAGUAGAGCACAGAUUAGUACAGUAGAGCACAGUAAAGAAAAGUAGAGUAUAGUUAAUUACAGUAGAGUUCAGUACAGUAUAAUGUAAUAUACUCUGGUGAUGGGGGGAAAAAUCGAUACAAUUACGUAUUAUUAUUAUUUUUUGCUACUGUACAUAGCGUUAGCUAGUGCUAGUCGGCUGUACCUGCGUCAAAACUCUGGUGUUUUUCAUCCUAUAGCUUGUUCUCCAUCAUAUUUUACACUUGUGAGCCAACAUGUUUCCAGCACUUUUUUUCCUUGACUGAUUAAAACUUGUUUUCUCAUGCUCUCUCUUGUCUCUCUGCAGCAGACAUACACUGGGCAUACCAAACAUUAGGAACACCUUCCUAAUAUUGAGUUGCAACCCCCCUUUUGCCCUCAGAACAGCCUCAAUUUGUCGGGGGAUGGAAUUUACAAGGUGUCAAAAGCGUUCCACAGGGAUGCUGGCCCAUGUUGACUCCAAUGCUGCCCACAGUUGUGUCAAGUUGGCUGGAUGUCCUUUGGGUUGUGGACCAUUCUUGAUACACUCAGGAAACUGUUGAACUUGAAAAACCCAGCAGCGUUGCAGUUCUUGACACAAACCGGUGCGCCUGGCACCUACUACCAUACCCCGUUCAAAAGCACUUAAAACUUUUGUCUUGCCCAUUCACCCUCUGAAUGGCACACAUACACAAUCCAUGUCUCAAGGCUUAAAAAUCCUUCUGUUACCUGUAUCCUCCACUUCAUCUACACUGAUUUGAAGUGAAUUUAACAAGUGACAUCAAUAAGGGAUCAUAGCUUUCACCUGGAUUCACCUGGUCAGUUUAUGUAAUGGAAAGAGCAGGUGUUCUUAGUGUUUUGUAUACACCGUGAGUAUAGUGAGCAAUAUGUUUGGAACAUCAAAUCGCAGUAUUGAAUCGCAAUACAUAUCAUAUCAGCACCUAAGUAUUGCGAUAAUAUCGUGAGGUCCCUGGCAAUUCCAAGCCCUAAUAUACUCUACUGGACUGUACUGUACUGAACUAUACUUUACUUUACUGGAAUGUACUGUACUCUACUGUGCUGUACUGAACUAUACACUACUCUACUUUUCUUUACUAUACUAAACUCUACUGUACUCUUUUGUAAUGUACUGUACUUUGCUCUACUGUACUGAACUCUACUCUACUGUGCUGUACUGUACUCUACUGUGCUGUACUGUGAUGUCCAAACUUGUGAAACAUAGACGUUUAUGAUUGGUACAGAUUUUGUCCGGUCUGGACCAACCAAAUUUGGUCUUGUUUGGGGGCGGAGCUUAUUAGAAUAAUAGCCAGUAUGUAGAAUAAAAUCCAAACAUGCAUAUUACAUUUUUCUGCCUUUUAUGUACCUAUUCAUGAAGAGAAUGACAUGAAUAAUUAUGCAUUUCUGUAUAGUACAGAUCAAGGACCCAUGACGUCAUUCUCUUACCGUCAUUCUGUUACCUGGUGUUGAUCCACUUCACUUACUGUAGUUCAAUAACCAAUAUAUUUUUUCUAUCUCAAGGUGUCAUUUCUUAGCUGACACCCCAUUAUUUCUGCAGACAUCUUUGAAUCUGAAUUUGGAGAAUAUAUUAAAGUUUUUAGAAAACGUGGUCGCAUAAAAAAUGGAGAGAUGUGACUGUCAUUCUGUUACCAAACUUUGCAUCUGCACCGUUCCUCAAGUAAAUGCGUUUUAGUAAAAUGUUCAGUGGCAAUUGUUAACAGUAGACUUCUGCAUAUAGGUGUAUGGUUUGUUAAACAUUGCAAUCAAUGGUUUUUCAUGGCAUACAUUUUAAAGUGACAAAGCUAUUAUGAUUUCCUUUGCAAAAGGAAACAAGUGCAACGGAAAAUGGUGUAAAAACACUGGCAGGUGCUUCAGGUCCUUCUUUUGAAGUCGUGCACAACGUCAUAUGUUGCUGUUGUGAUUGUUGUUUAUAUUUCUAUUUAUAUCACUGUUCUCCCUUGAUCAGUAUUAUUUCCUGUAGACCAUUUACUGUCUUAGGACAAUGACUAUCACAGGUUGUGGUUCAGAAAAAUACCUCCUGUCCUGCAACACCUAACUGGUUAGUAAUAUUAUUGAGGAAGUGCAAAGUUUAAGUUAUUUUUCUUUCAUGCAAUCUUUGAUCUCAGUCUGGAGUCUGCAGACCGAGGCUGCGUUUACACAGGCAGAGCAAUUCUGAUAUUCUUCCACUAAUUGGUCUUUGACCAAUCAGAUCAGCUCUUUUGCCAAUCAUUGGGCAAAAAAUCAGCUGCAUGUGUAAAUGCAGCCAAUAGGCCUACCACUCAUUGGAGCUGACUGUAGUCAUAAUUUAGGCUAGACACCCUUGUAGUCCUUAUUAAUCCUAUUGACCUAGAAUUUGAAGCGAGCUAUUUGUUCCCUAAUAGCUGUGUUUAUUGUUAGGUUGAUGAGCCAUGUCUCUGUCCAGGCUAUGUCGUUAGCUAUUAAUGUCCACAUCCUUAUUUUGUCUUCACAGUAGACUGGAUUCUAUUCUAUUCAGCUCCCCUUGAGUUAUAGAAUUGUCAGCAUAACACAUUGUUUGCAAAUAAAGGCACCACUAGUUAUCAAGAUGAAUGCUAUCAUAACAAGAUUAUCAGUAUUUACUAUUCAUUUUGAGGGCUUUUCUACUGUGAGGGGAUUAGAAAGGAAUAGUAAAAGCAUUGUUCUACUCCCCAGCUCAUACCUGCUUUGUGUUUAUCCAUCUAAUCUCACUGUGUGACAGUGUAAACACCUUUUCUCCACUCGAUCCUAGAGUUCACAUGCUAACUGCUGUGUUUGAAAGCAUGUGAAAACCAUAGGAUUAAAGGUAGACAAACUUAAAAGCCUGUCAAUGGGACUGCAAGCCAGAGGUGGUGAUGGCUGGAAUUAACCGGUCAAAAACGUCCUACAGGAAGCUGGAGAAAUAGACCUAGGAAGUUGACUUAUAUGUUUUGCGUUGUUCUGGACUUCCUGUUGCAGAGCCGCGGAGGAGGCGGACCAGGCCCAGUCGAAGAAAGGCCUGAAGAAACAGCAGAAGGAAGCGGAGAAAGCGGCGAAGAAGGCUGAGAAGCAGGCCAAGCUGGUCAGUGGGUUUUAUCUGCCUCUCUGCCCCUCACAGCUGUUGACGUGCCGAGGGCACAAUCGGGCGAGGGAGGGGGGUUCCAUUGUUUAUCAGUUAUAUUUAUCAUAAUAUCAGUCCACUAGCUGUUUCCAAUACAAGGCCCUUUAUCAGGAUUUAUCAGGAUGUCCCGUUGCAGUAACUAACUGUUUUGCCUCUUGUUUUCAGGCUGCUGACUCACAAAGCACAGAUGAAGAUGUAAAUAUCCUGGAGGAUCAAUUCUUCCAUGUUUUCAGAUUUAUUAUUUAUUUAUUUAUGAUUAUUUACACCUUUUCUAUAUGGUGGAAUGUUAAAGGAAUAUUACAUUUUAUGCACCUCUAAUGAUGUUUCCUAUAAAGCUAUUGUAUUUAAAUGCUUAGCAGAUUAUUUCUUAUUUGUGCAGGACUUUGCCAAGGAUCGGUACGGUGUCCCUCCGAUGGUCCAGUCCCAGCAGAAACUGGGUCAGUACAGUCGGCAACUACCUCCUCUUCUUUGUUCUUCCACACAAACAUAUUAUUUACAGAGGAUAUCUCCAUUUCAACAACCAUGUUUACUACUACUUGUUAAGUAAUACAGACAACGUGAUUAUAUCUGAGUCACUCAGGGACAUGGCGGCAGUAAGUAGUAGAGAUAGCCUAAAUAUCAAAGAUGAUUGUGGUGACUAAUAGCGUGCCAUUGCUCCCAGAUAAACGUGAAAGAGACUGGGUCGUCCACCUGUCUGCCUGCUCUUUCAGCUCCAAUGGCAGAGAACAAAGUUGGCUUCUCACUUGUAUGCCUGUCCACAGGGAUGAGGAACGAUAGAGACAGCCAGCCAGCCUGCCUUUCAUGUGGGUGGAAUCAGGUUCAGCCAAAUGGGAGGCUCACAGCCGCCGGGACGAAUGAGGCGCUCUCUGUCUCAACUAGCUGAUCAUAGUAACGUUAAGCAUGCCUCAGAGUGACACAGGGCAAAGCAGAGUCCAUUUGUCUUAAGGCACAGAGAAUGGGCCGUCAUCUACGCAGUGUUUCUGUUCUCCUUGUAAUAUGAGUGUCUAUGUGUGUGUGUGGGGAGUGGGGUAUAUGGUAUUUUAAGUUGUAUUGAAAGGCGCGCUUUUCCUCCCUGUGAGCCAGACAGGGUGUUGGUGCGUGUCCAGGAGCUGACACCUGAGAAGGCUGACCAGCUGAUCUGGGUGCGUGCCAGGAUUCACACUAGCAGAGCUAAAGGUGAGAUUCUCCAUCUUUGUCCAGCUCCAUAACACACUUUAGUCCUCAGGCCACAGCCAGGCUUCUAAUAUAAAUGGCUCCGUAACUGAACCUUGGGGUUUACCAAAAAUAUUACCAACUGUCCUUGGGCCAAAUAGUCACUGUCAGGGCCUAAAAUGUACUUUUUGGUCCACCAGCCACUGUGGCAGGUAGAUGGAAAAAUCUACCAGCCACUCAGAUCUUUUAUCAGCAAAAAUAUUUAUUCCCCAUAAUUACAUAAAAAAACAGAUGACCAUGCUUUGUAAUGUUUCUAAAACAAGAAAUGUAUUAGUAAGAUGUAAUGUGGUAUAUUGCUCAAUUUCAUUUCCGUUUUUGUUACCUUUAAGGGUGUGAGGUUACCGUGGUAACUGGGCCACUCCAGUCGUCGUGUGUAUGAGAUUUGAGUUCUGAGUAGGGCGUCUCUUUGCUAUCAGUUGAAGCAGCAGACUCAAACUAAUGUUGAAAAACAACCAAGCUUGUCAACAAACAAUGUACAUUUUCAAUGCGAUGGGAAAGUAACCGAUAGGUCGCUCGUUCGAAUCCCCGAGCUGACUAGGUGAAAAAUCUGUCGAUGUGCCCUUGAGCAAGGCACCUUAACCCUAAUUGCUCCUGUAAGUCACUCUGGAUAAGAGCGUCUGCUAAAUGAAUUAAAUGUAAAUAGCCAAGAUCAUGAGGACAAAGUUUCUCUUUGUAGACUUUCAAGUAAAUUAAAAAUGAAUCUAUCAGCACUUCACUCAGUGCGCACAGCUUCCCUGCCAGGCAGUGUUACUUUGCGAGGUGGGAUAUAGGAUUCCUAUUUCUUUGUGCGAUUAGCAGCUAUGAAACAAAACAGCAGAAAUACUUUGAAAACAGCUACUGCAGCUUUUUUCUAACCCUAACUUGCACGUGCUCAUACUUGCCUUUUGACCAUUUUUAUUCUUGAAUGUAAUGCCCACACUGUAGAGCCCUGCAAGUUGACCACCCGGCAACGUGGCUGGUGAAAUAGACAUUCAAAUAUCAAAAUCUACCCGUAUUUGGCGGAUGUUCAUUUUAUGCCCUGGUCACUAUCCAGAGAAGAGCAACAUUUUUCAGUCAACUAUCCUCAGGUUGGCAAAUAAGGUCAACAGCUACUAGAAAUGUACUAAAUCUUGUAAAAUAACUGCAUGGCACCAGAAUUGAGUUUUUCACCUUAUUUGCAGCCCGGGUGAUGAGGGACAUAGGGGAUGGGGGUUGCAGAGUGCAACGUUUUUUCUAUUAUACACUGAACAAAAACAUAAACACAACAUGCAACAAUUUCAAAGAGUUAGAGUUCAUAUAAGGAAAUCAGUCAAUUGAAAUAAAUUCAUUAGGCCCUAAUCUAUGGUUUUCACAUGACUGGGAAUACAGAUAUGCAUCUAUUGGUCACAGAUACCUUUUUAAAAAAGGUAGGGGGUGUGGAUCAGAAAACCAAUCAGUAUCUGGUGUGACCACCAUUAACCUCAUGCUGCGCAACACAUCUCCUUCGCAUAGAGUUGAUCAGGCUGUUGACAUGGGGCCAUGCAUUAUUAUGCUGAAACAUGAGGUGAUGGCGGCAGAUGAAUGGCACGACAAUGGGCCUCAGGAUCUCGUCACAGUAUCUUUGUGCAUUCAAAUUGCCAUCGAUAAAAUGCAAUUGUACAUUUCUGGGAUCUUUUAUUUCAGCUAAUGAAACUUGGGAUCAACACUUUACAUGUUACGUUUAUAUUUUUGUUCAGUAUAAAUUCCUCUGUGGGUAUUACACAGGCACAUGCCAGUUCCUUUUUUGAAAAGUUUGAAAACUCAAACCAAAGCUCAGUUAUUUAACUUGGAUUAAAUUGAGUUAUUUUCCAUUUGAGGCUUUAAUACAAUGAGCUCAUUGAGCCUUGCCUUAGUCGGAUCCCAUCCAGAAUGAUUCGAAACAUCGAGCACGUACACAUCUGUGCUAACAAUAUGCUAAUCAAUAAACCAUCAUAUUAUGAUCUUGCGGUGGCUUCCUUACAGGAAAACGUCCAUGUCAAGAGCCAUUUUUCUCCCCCUUCGUUCAUUCAUUCAGCUCUACAGUGAAGGAUGUCCUUGAAAGCAGAAUAACAUCCUGAUUUACACAGGGAUGAAGUGACUGUUUUUUUUUGUGAUCCCCCCCCCACACACACACACAUCAAAGCACUUGGGUGGUCUCUGAUGUUGGUAUGAUACUUGACAAACUUGAUUUACACAGUCUCAAGGUGUGUGGUUGGGAAUUGGCUCUCAAUCUCCCUCCAUACACCAUUCUUCAAAUGGUCGUCCGUUCACUGCUCUCUGACAGUUACCUGGAAAUGCGUUGAAAAAUGUUUUUUUAUGGGCGAGAGGUGGUAUCUAAAGCAGGUAGGACCUCUGCCAUGUUGGCCUGAGAGAGUGACAUGGCAUUGUAUAGAACCAUGGCUCCUGUUUUGACAAGUGCAUUAGGAGUUGCUAGACCCAAUUAGAGGUAGCCUGCUGAUGUAUAUUGUGUUGUUGUGGUCAUUUUAGGGAAGCAGUGCUUCUUGGUCCUGCGUCAGCAGCAGUUUAACGUGCAGGCCCUAGUUGCCGUGGGGGAGCGUGCCAGCAAGCAGAUGGUGAAGUUUGCCGCCAAGUGAGUACAAGACUGCAUUUCCUGGAGGCCCCGGGAGGCCCCUGGUGGCCCCCGACAAACAAUGGUGGGAAAAGCUGGAUCCUAAUGGGCUCCCGAUUUAUUUUCACACAUUCUGAAAGAAUCGUAAAUUUUUCAGCUCCUGACAAAAGCGUCCACUUUCAGAUGGGAUACAGUAUAGAAGUGUUUAAUGGAGCCGUUCCUGCCCAGAUAACAGAGUAGAUACAAUAUAUACAGUACAUCAAAGUUGAAGAGGUACUUAAGAGCCUGAGCAUCAUUAGUCAUUCUGGGGUCAGAGUCAACUCUGCAAUGGCUAGCAAAGUGAUUUGUGGUGGCUAAUUAACGGUAAAUAAGUGAAUUGUUUAGACCCACAUUUAGCCAGCUAAAAUUCUUAACAGUUAACAAUCGCUCCUACACGCUUAUUCUAGCUACAAUAGGGCUGCUUUGCCAAUAACAUGUCUCCAAAAAUCACGGUGUCUCCAGUUGUUUACAUUUAGCGAUUGUGACACACCUUCCAUGCGUAUUUCCACUUAAUGUCACGUUUGCCAGACCCCAGAAAAACUCUUACCAGGUCUCAGCCACUUGUUGGUUUCCUGCUGAACUUGGACUAUGUCAGACGUAGACUAGUACGGAAGGAAACUGACCCCAAAUAAAGGCCACACAAGUUAUUUAGGCCAAGGCCAAAGUCACACUGGUCAACCUCAUUGACGGGAACCUCUGACCGACCUUGUAAGUUGUGUCAGAGUGGUUUGAACGCUCUGUUUCCUCUCAACCUCUUGCGUGUGAUGAUACAAUCUGAAGGUUGCUUCAGAGCUGGCUCGUAUUCAUUAGUGCACGCCGUAGCAAAACGCUUUGCAACCGAGAGCAAAAAUAAGCGUUUCUUAUUGGACAAAUUCAGGUAGGCACCUGUUUUGGCCCAUUUGCUUCCGCUUGGAUCCUAGUGAAUAUGACCCUGGUUUUUACUACUUUAAGGACAAUAAUGCUCUGGCUUGAUCUUGUCUAUCGGAUCGUGUGUUUCGUAGAAAUCAUGUGGCCCGAUUGCUCCAAAAUGAUUUGGUUCCUUUUUCCUUUGCUUGUGUAAUGUCAUGUGGUUUGAUGUGGCAGUUGAUUGUAUUGCACUUAUUGCACGCAACCACUUACCCCAUGGAUGGCUCCUUCCCAAAUAGCACCCUAUUCCCUACAUAAUGUACUACUUUUGACUGCUCUGGUCAAAAGUAGUGCACUAUAUAGGGAAUAGGGUGCCAUUUGGGACACUACCCAUUAAUCCAUGACUAAGCAUCAGUCAUAAACCAGCUUCUAUCAAAGCACACUCAAGACAAAUGUAUAGUCAGGGUUGAGGCCCGCAGCUUCUGCACUAAAUCCGCAGAGGUCUAAACAUCCUGGCCCCAAUCUUAACAAUCCACACAAUGCAUAUUGCACUCUGCCCAACAUAAUUUGACCUGAAAAACUAUAGGCCCUAACAAGUUGAUAAAAUCAAGCCUCUUAAUGUUCUAUGUUCUUUGAAUUCUAUGGAAGCUUAGUAAGCUUUGCAUUACAGGAGUCCUUUCAUAAUCAUCAAGGUUGAUCCAGGCCAGUGGUGACAUAUAGGGAAGAGCGUGCAACACCUGUCACAUAUAGUAUUUCAACUUCCCCAUACAGAGUUAAAUUAGGGGUAAGGUAUCCUCUACGUCCCCGUCAACAAUUUCCUCUAAGUGUCUCGUUUUACUUUCUCUUACUAGAACGUGUUAAACAAUGCAUUGAAAGGUUUCACAUAUCUUUAUAAUACAUAGUCAGUUGUUAGCUAAGAUUAUAGUAAGUAGCCUUGUCUGAGCCAGAGCGGUCCAUAGGAUCUCCUUUUUCUGUAGUGUGAGGCAGCUUGAUGUACAAGUACAGCCUAUGGACAGGACGCUAGUCCGGUCAAUCAAAACCCUUACUUGUAUGACUUACUCAUAUUAAUUGAUGGGCAGUGUUUAUUGUCCCCAGGCAUGCUGGCCGGGUGUUUGAGUGAGGAGGUUAUUCAUGUGGGCUUUAUUUGUCUAGCUGAUCCUGUAGUGGAUAUCUGUGACUGAGGCAGCUGCAGAGGACUGACUGGGUUCACCAUUCACCACUGUCCUGUCUCUCAUUACUGCGUUUUAAUGAGAAGAGGUGAAGGAUUACACUGGGCUUGUUCCAUCUGGCCCCAUGCUAUGGGACAAUUGGUAUUGACAGUUCAUCAUAUUUCUACAAGGCUCUGUUGGAUCAAGGACAGUGGGAAAGGACAGCGGUGGCCUGCUCUGGUGUUCUCUCAACAUGUCUUUCAGAUUGUUGUUUAACCUCGGUCUUAUUGAUGUGUGGCCACUGGUGUUUUACUGUAGUUCAUAUCUGUGUCACAUGUUUGUUUUCUACACGUUGUCACAAUCGGCUGAUUAAAUCAAAAGAAAAUAGGAAAUUGUCAUAUUGAAACCAUCCAAACAACAUGAUCCUGUGACAUUUUACCUCAGGAAUAGUAGGGUCUAGGGUGUCGGGUGUUUUUAGAUUUUGUUUGUUUAUAUCCAAGGUUACCAACUGCUCAACAAAUCUCAGCUCACACUUCUGUGACUGUGUGAACUUCAAUCAGGGUUUUGAAUGUAAACUUACAGUUCUCAGCUAGCCUCCCACUCGUUUGACUUCAAUUGAUCUGUGUAGACUGCUAAGCGCUGUGCCUAUCCCCGCCCCCGUCCCCCCUGUCUGCAGCAUCAACAAGGAGAGCAUCGUGGACGUGGAGGCAAUGGUGAGGAAGGUGGAGCAGAAGAUCGAGAGCUGCUCUCAGCAGGAUGUGGAGCUGCACAUUGAGAAGGUAGGGCUGUCUGAUUCUCUGUCUGACCACACCACAGACCAACAGACUGACUGGGAUGAAGGGACAGCCAUUCACUCUCAUUAUGAAUCAGAGAAACUACUGGUUAAAAGAUAACUGUAUGAGACUUUCUUUGCUUUCUGAUUUUGGAAUUGUGGUACUUUCCUUUCCACUCAGCAGUUCAACUUGGAAAGUACUGUGAAUUUAGAGGUACUCUAACUGUAAAUGUAUUAAAACCAACAUCUCCCUUCUAAAAAAAACAAUAUCACCUUUUUUUCCUGUCUCAGAUUUUUGUGAUCAGCCAGGCCGAGCCUCGCCUGCCCCUGCAGCUGGAAGAUUGUGUGAGGCCGGAAGGAGAGGGGGAUGAGGUGAGGAUGAGGGCCAGGGCUCCUGGGCCUCCCGCAGGCAGCUCUUUGUAGCUGAUCAAAGGUCAAAAUCAUUGCGUUCAGAGAUUAUCCUCUAUUCUAAUGCAGUUCAACACAGGCACUGGAUGAAAAAUACAUGACUUGGUUCCCACACUCAAGGCCUGUCGCUGUUGUUUUGGAGGAGUGUUGGUUCUAUACUGCCAUGUUCUCGGUCGGUGUCUGUCUAAAGGGUCAUCUCUCUCUAGUAUGGUUCAGUUCAGAGACAGCUGAAGGGUGUCAGUGUUUAUGCAAUAAGCCAAACACAGCUGAAGUUGCGGCCCAGGUGUCGUCUGUCCGUCAGUAAGUUACAGCGCCUGCCGUUGGGGAGGAGACUCUGGGCUGGGCCUGCCUGCCUGCCUGCCUGCCUGUCUGUCUCUCUGUCUGUCCGUUACAGCACCUGCCGUUGGGGAGGGCUGGGCUGUCUCUGUGUCUCCCUGUCUGUCUUCGUGUCUCUGACUCAAUAUGAGCAGGAUGUGUGAAGCUUGUUCACAGGUGGUUUUAACCCCACGUGAGUUCCAGGAAGCCUGACAACCAUGGGCAUCGUGUUCUAGUAUUUAGGAGCUAAUGAGCUCUUUUACUCUUUUAUAUGAUUGGAAUUGGUCGUAUUCAAUGCAGUUCAAUGGUGAUUGUGUCGUCCGUGUAUCUGUUGGGGUGGUAUGCAAAUUGUAGUGGGUCUAGGGUGUCGGGUAAGAUGGAGGUGAUAUGGUCCCUAACUAGCCUCUCAAAGCACUUCUUGAUUACAGAAGUGAGUGCUACAGGGCAAAAGUCAUUUAGUUCAGUUACCUUCUGUUUCUUGGGUACAGGGACGAUGGUGGACAUCUUGAAGCAAGUGGGGACACCAGACUGGGAUAUUGAGAGAUUGAAUAUGUCCGUAAACACUCCAGCCAACCCGGUCUGCGCAUGCUCUGAGACCAUGGCUUGGGAUGCCGUCUGGGCCGGCAGCCUUGCAAGGGUUAAAUGUCUUAUUCACGUCGGCUACGGAGAUCGGGAGCACACAGUCCUCGAGAGAGGCGGGGGCCCACGUCGGCGGCUUUGUGCUGUUUUCCUUGAAACGGGCGAAGAAGGUGUUUAGUAGGAUUGGGCGGUAUCCAUAUUUUCAUAUCGUCAUACCGUCCUUCUCGCAUCCCGGGAUUUAGGGUAUUACCGGCUUAGUACAUAAGGGGGCGCCAAAAACGCAACAAAAGCCCAUUGGGCGUCUAUUACCAGAAUGCUAACAAAAUUAGCACAAGUAAUAACGAAAUUCCAUGGAGGCUGCUAGCUUAAUAUUCUAACGAGUGCAAACGAAAAUAAACUAAAUGCAAAGACAGGCAAUCCAGCUCAUAAAGUUACACAUAUAUUUUUGGUAAGUUUGGACAUUUACAAGCUAAUGUGAACGAGAGAUGUGCAAAUCAACAAAGUUUUGACACAUGCUUGUCUGAAGGAAGAAUAGUACUGGCUCUGAAGCAGCAUGUGUACACACUUUGUCUGUGUGCAGUCUGGAGUUUGCAUUAAAAUGCAAAUCAAUUUAUAACAAUUUUUACAUGCGUUUUUCUGGAUUUUUUUGUUGUUAAUCUGUCUCUCACUUUUCAAAUAAACCUACCAUUAAAAUUAUAGACUGAUCAUUUCUUUGUCAGUGGGCAAACGUACAAAAUCAGCAGGGGAUCAAAUACUUUUUUCCCUCACUGUACCAUUAAAAUUAUAGACUGAUCAUGUCUUUGUCAGUGGGCAAACGUACAAAAUCAGCAGGGGAUCAAAUAUAGAAAAUUUUAUACAUUUGAAUAUCGUACUGUAGGUACAGUUUUCACACAAAUGUAAUCGCUUGUUCCGAUGUUCUUCAGAUGUGUUAAAUACUUAAAUGUUUUGUAAUGUGGUGAAACUAUUGUUGUGUGUCUCUACUCAGGAUGGAAGAGCGACGGUCAACCAGGACACAAGACUGGACAACCGAGUCAUUGAUCUGAGGGUAAGUUGUACACUAUUACACUUAAGCCAGUGUUACCUUAGAUGAGAAAUGAAUUACACAAAAAAUAAAUAUAAUUCGUUUAUUGGGUUUGAAGACACUACAUUUGUAUAAAAAAUAUUGUAAUGAUGAGAUGCCAUUUGUGACAGAGUUAGCCUGCUUGUAGAGUGCAGUAUAGAACUGUGCAGGGAUUCAGAGGGGAAAGGAAAGGGUUGCUAGAGGUCUCAUUGUUGUGCUCUGUUCUGAGGUGGCCCACACUGAUGUGGCAGCAGCAGGAAAACAGCUCUAGCGCUCGCCUCAGCCUGGCUUUGUCACAACACCUGUUUCUACACAAUGUCUCUUUGAGCUCACACUUAGAUGAACAGUAAACCCAUAAACAGGUUUUCACACAGACCCCUAACCCCAGUCAACAAUAAAGUGUCAAAAGUAAUGAACACACCAGGCUCGGUUUUCCAAGUUGUUGUGAAAAUGAAAAGAUUAUUUCACUUAAUUUUUUUAAACUCCCUUUGAGAAAUAGACCUAAUAGCUAGACAUUUUGCUGAAAAUAUAUUGAUGCACUCUAAUGAAAGACAAUAUCAGUUAGGCACAAUCUGAGUGGUGGUGGUGGCAUGUGACCAAAAACACAAGCCAUGGCCGUUAGACACUUUUGUUUUGAGAGCUUGAAUGUCAACGAGAGUGACAUACUGAGCUAUUUUGCUCUCACUCUCUUUUAUACCCUCCACCCUGGUGUGAGGGCGUCGAAAGAGAAGUGAUCUAUGAGAACAUAACAGUCCACCAAUCUCCUCACAGUAUAGAGAAGUGUUUUGCACAGGAACUCCUUUAGAGUUAUGUAAAUAAUUUUGAUAUGUCAGAUCCUACUCAGGCUAUCAUAGCAGUUGGUUGGCUAGUUGGCUAUUUGUCUAGUGUUUUAUCUAGUGUUCUUCAGAAGUGUUCUUAUUCAUCAGAGCAGUAGUUACUUUCCAACCUCUGUCAACUAUACAUAUAAUCCAUGAGGCAGGGGGGGGUCAGUUUCAUGGACUAAUAUAUCAGUUGACCAUUUCUAACAGGGCCCUGAACUAAAGUCUGACUGGACCAGAGUCAUUGUCUGCAGAUUCAUUGUCUGACAAUGGGAUAGUCACUCCCAUUCAGGACUUUGGGAAAGUCUAGAAGAUAGAAAUGUGAGCCUUUAAUGUUCAAUCAAAAGGCUCAGAGCUUUUUGUAUUCAUCAAAGUGCCUAACCCUGGCUUUAUGUAGAUACAUGAAACCAGAUAGAACUGGUUGAAAAAAUCCUUACUAAUAACACCAGUCAUAUUAAGAAAUUAGUCAUCUGAUCAACUGAGAACUAAGAAAGAACACACCUAUUGACAAUGCUGUUUGUAGCCCAACGAUCAUAGGGUUGGGGUUUUUUAACUGUUCCUCUGCUCUUUCUCAGAUGUUCUGUGUACUACCCAGCUCAUUGACAUGCCUCAUCACGAGUUGUUUUGAUGACUAGGUUAUUGUCUAUGCAACUAAGUUGACCUCUGUAUACAACCAGAUUGCUCAAAGCUGAUUUUAUAUGUGAAUAGAGAAUUUCAGAUGAACUUAUUUGCCAAUAUUAUUUUGAAAAGACGACAGAGCUUUAUAUCUCAUGUUUAUUUUUUAAAGGCUUACAUUAGUGUGAAUUGCACCCUCCUCUUUAACUUGCAUCAACAGCAAAAAGUACACUUGAGUGUUCCAUUUGGAAAUAGGCCUAGCCUUAAUAUCUCUACUCCCUUUAAUGAAAUGAAAGGUGUCGAGACUGUAUAAGGCAAGAUGUGAAGCAAGCAGUGUUAUUGACUCUUCUUUGGCAUUGUGUAAUACAUCUGUUGACUCUUGUUGUUUCUGCUUGUUUCUCCUCUGGUAGACAACAACCAGCCAGGCCAUCUUCCGCCUGCAGUCUGGAGUUUGCCAGCUCUUUAGAGACACCCUGACCAACAAGGGCUUUGUGGAGAUCCAGACCCCCAAAAUCAUAUCAGGUACCACCAAUGUGCCCCUGUGUCACAGACUGGAGGUGCUUUGUCAAUUAACAUUUUCAAGGUGAAUAAUAUUGGCCUUUAGAUUACUACUUGACUUGUAUUAAGUACAGGUAGUAGGAAGACGAGGUACUUUUCCACUAUUUUGGCUGCAAAGUGCAAACUGCCUCAAGGAUACAUGCUCUUUCAUGUUCAGAUGGGUUUGGGGAGUUGAGGAUGGGGAGUAGAGUGUGAGCAGUGUAGAAAUUCAAGCUCAAAAGGCCAUUUAUUCCUCUAUACUGCUGAUAGGGCUUCGAGUUCACAUAACCCUGAGAUAACUCACAGUAGGAUUCUGUCUACCAGUUAUCUUAUGAAGCAGUGCAGGCUCGACUCUGUCUGGUCAUUCAUGCUCUUAUUGAUGAGCUGACUCUAAACCGCACUUCACAAGUAUAAGCACAUAAUGAGUGAGCAUGUGUCAUAUUUUGUAGACAUAGAAAUAAGCUUUAAAAGACGUGUUGUUUACUGCUGUACUUGCCACCACAGCACAACAUGUACUACCUCGUGUAGUGUACUGAGUUGUGGUGUAACACGUGUUGCUUUCACUUCCUCUACUGUAGGAGCCAAUGAAAUAAGCCCAGCCUAGCAUUGACACAUUUAAAAUUGCCGCCUUUUAGGUGCAAGCAGCUGUGUAUCAACAGUGUGUACCACUCUAAAAAAAACGCAUUUUCUUCUGCCAACACCCAUCACACGUAGUACACUGUACAAAAUGUACUCUGUGACCACCCUUCUGUAAAGGACAACACCUAUCACAGGAUCUACUAUGAUGUGAAUGUCAAAUAUGGCUCAUACGUAAGUUAGACAUGGUCCAGAACUUUGGCACCUACUAAUGUGUCAAUGUUAGUGCUGAGCUAUUAGUGCUUUUUGAGGUCGGUUCAGUUACAGUUAGAUUAUACAAAAAUAAUCACGGAUUUCGGUUUCAAAUUUUUUUUUGACAUGAAAUGCACUAUGCAUUAUGUUGGUUGAAUGCUGUCACAGAAUAAAACAAUUAAUAAAAGUAAAAUAAACAAUUAAUGGUAGUGACUGCCCAUUACUGCUUAUCACUUAUUAACCACAAUUUAUUCACAUUACUUUAUUUUAUUUGAUGACUUUAUUAUUUCAUUCCAAGUCAUCAUCCAAGUCAUCAUCUCAUCUCUAUAGAGCUGCUGCCUAUGCUGUCUGACAAAAUCACAAUUUUAGAAGUUCUUAAAAAGUAAAUAAGGCAUACCAACUAUCAAUCACUUAGAUGAGGUAUUUUCAGGAAGAGAUACCUCGCGAAGCAACUGCUUUCUAUCCCUCUGGAUCGCGUGUUUUCUCCGUGUCUUCCCACAUUGUUCUUAUUAUAGCUCAGUGCUCCACACAGACCGGACAAGUUCAAAAAAACUAAAAAAUAACCAACUUUUCAGAGCGAAAGAGAGCAAUGAAGUGGUGCACAUAUCUGCUGUCAACUAAUACGCAAUUUCCGGGGACCACUUUUGGCUCGUGAGCACUACGUUUAGAACUACUAGCUAAAAGUAUACAACAUUACUGGAGAAUCUCUCUAAUGGUCAAUAAUGGGAAUCAAAAUCUAAUCAAAUUCAUAAACAACAGUGAAAUGCUUACUUACAUUGUUAGGAAAUGGAGUUAUCACAUAGGUUAGUUAAAAAAUAUUAUUAUAUAUUGCUUCUCUCCUGGGAUAGUUUGACUAAAAGGUAUCUUUCUCCUCUCUAGCUGCCAGUGAGGGUGGCGCGAACGUCUUCACUGUGUCCUACUUCAAAACCAGUGCCUACCUGGCCCAGUCUCCCCAGCUCUACAAGCAGAUGUGUAUAUGUGCUGACUUUGACAAGGUGUUCUGCGUGGGACCAGGUAAGGCAAUAUCUAGUGCAGAACCUGUGGUCUAGCUGUAAUGCUUGCCGCCAGGCACAUACUCUACUCCCCACCGGAGACCAGGGUUCAAUCUCCACGUCCUCCCUUACAUCUGUGUUCCUGCUUGGCGGUCUCCCCCUUGUUUCCAGCCAUUUUAAUAAAGUGUAAAAUGUCAAAAAAUAUAUAUUGAAAAGACAUCUCAAAGCCCUUCACCUAACCCCUUUUCACUCCCCAAUGAACACUCUAUCCAAUAAUGGGAAUUAAUUCAAACUAUUGUGUUGAAUACAUCAGUCACGAGUUAUGUAGUCAACAAACAAACAGUAUUCAGGAAAAGGGACCUUCACAAUAUUAAACCUGGGCGGAUAACCGCAUUACACAGAUUAUUUCAUACAUAUGUAGAAUGUGUUGUGAUUGCGCACAUGUUGAUCAAUAGGAAACAUUUAUCUCACUGGUUGCAUAAUGUCCCCAGUCUCUGUGAGGUAGCUCAACAGGGCCAUCACCUGGCCUGAUCCACACAUAACCAGAGGAGUAAUGACUUCUCCCCCACUGCAGUCUCACAUCUGCUCAAUGUGCCCUGGUCGAAGUAGUGCGCUAUAAAGGAAAUAGGGUGCUAUUUGGGACGCAGCCUCCGAUGUCACCUCUGAGGUGAUGGAUAUAAUCAUCUUAGUGAAAUACAAUGUUGGUGAUGCUAACUGAAGAUGUUCUCCAUUCCAGUGUUCAGAGCAGAAGACUCCAACACCCAUCGUCAUCUGACAGAGUUUGUAGGUCUGGAUAUUGAGUUGGCGUUCAACUACCACUACCAUGAAGUGAUCGAGUCAAUCACCGACACCAUGGUCCAGAUCUUCAAAGGGCUUAGAGACAAGUAAGAUGUGAUGCACUUCUAACCCAUAUUUUCAAGCAAAGUGAAUGAGUAUGGUUUAAACUUUAGAGGGCCUAUUACAGGUCUAUAACUGAACACAUGGAUGACGCCCCAUAUAAAGUACACCACUGAAAGGGCACUGCAUCUGUGCUGAGGUAGCAGGUGUUAGUUGAAUGACUCAGUGAUGUGUAUGUGCGCGCGCUUGUUUGUUUAUAUAUGUGUGUGUGUGUUGGCCAGGUUCCAGACAGAGAUCCAGACGGUGGGGAAGCAGUACCCCAGUGAGCCCUUCAAGUUCCUGGAGCCCACUCUGAGGCUGGAGUACAGGGAGGGCGUGGCCAUGCUCCGGGAGGCCGGGGUGGAGAUGGGAGAUGAGGAGGACCUCAGGUCAGUGGCAGGUCAAGAGUUUGCAGCAGUGUUACGUUUACACCUGUUAUUGAUAAGACCUUAAAGUAAAGGUUUGUUUUUAAGUCUUUAAUUUCCACAAAUUUUAUUUUUUUGGGGGGGGUUGUUUAUCAUUUAAUUGAUCUAAAAUAAAUGGUUUAACGUUUCUCACAGCACUCCCAAUGAGAAGUUGCUCGGUCGUCUGGUGAAAGAAAAGGUAUGUUAUCAUUCCAUUGACUUCUUGGGUGACAACAAAUGUAGUUAUGUUACUCUCUGUAUCUACAGGUAACUGCCCAAUAAUGGAAACACUUGAGUAAACGAGGGAUACAAAGUAUAUUGAAAGCAGGUGCUCCCACACAGGUGUGGUUCCUGAGUUAAUCAUGUAUAAAAAUGCUGGGCAGGCCAUUAUUUUGGCUGCCAUGGCUAUGCCCCCAUAGGAUAGCAAUGCCCACAUCCAUAGGGCACGAGUGGUCACUGAAUUGUUUGAUGAGCAUGAAAACUAUGUAAACCAUAUGCCAUGGCCGUCUCAGUCACCAGAUCUCAACCCGAAUGAACACUUAUGGGAGAUUCUGGAGCGGCGCCUGAGACAGCAUUUUCCACCACCAUCAACAAAACACCAAAUUAUGGAAUUUCUUGUGGAAGAAUGGCAUCACAUCCCUUCAAUAGAGUUCCAGACAUUUGUAGAAUAUAUGCUAAGGUGCAUUGAAGCUGUUCUGGCUCGUGGUUUCCCAAUGCCCUAUUAAGACACUAAAGUUUCCUUUAUUUUGGCAGUUACCUGUAGGUAUACAUGCAGAUCAUUUAUGGCUGUAAAGCGGACUAACUCAUCUCUGUCUCCUUUCUGUUAGUAUGACACUGACUUCUAUGUGCUGGACAAGUACCCCCUGGCAGUGAGGCCAUUCUACACCAUGCCUGACCCCAAUGACAAAGUAUGCACGUCACUACACACAAACAACACAUUCACCAAGUUGCUCAUGACACUAUUGUGGCAUUCAUUGAACUUGUUCCUCCUCAGAAAUACUCCAACUCCUACGACAUGUUCAUGAGAGGAGAGGAGAUCCUCUCUGGCGCUCAGAGGAUCCACGAUGCCCAGCUGCUCACUGAGAGGGCCAUGCACCACAACAUUGGUAACUAGACAACUCUGCCUUGUUAUUCAAGGCUGCCAUAUUGGUCACUCAAUAAAUCAAACUUCCUUCCUUCCUCUCAAGCGAUUGCUAAAGAAUAAGCAUAUUAUUACUAUGUUACAAAUACACUGGUGGCUGGUGCUGAUAUGUAAAGUGUUGAUGCUGGUAUCAAAUAUUACCAUGACUUGAACUGAUUUGUGUUCCUGCAGAUCUGGAGAAGAUCAAGUCCUACAUCGACUCUUUCCGUUACGGGGCUCCCCCACACGGAGGUGGUGGCAUUGGUAAGACAUGAAAUUCUUAUUCUAAACCCAUACCCUCUCAAUAUGAAAUACGAUGUAAAUAUAUUGUAAAUAAACUCAUUGUAAAUAUACUCAUUAUGAAAAUAUUGUAAAGGUACUCUAAAUAUACUAAUUGUAAGUGUACUGUGAUGCUGACUGUGAGUUAUCUCCCUCAGGGCUGGAAAGAGUCUGCAUGCUCUACCUGGGUCUUCACAAUGUCCGCCAGGUCUCCAUGUUCCCCCGUGACCCCAAACGCUUGACCCCCUGAACGGCCAUCGCCACUGGAGACAGAUGGGAAACUAUAUUCAUCUCCAAUACACCAGACAGAGUUGAGAAAUUAGUGCCACGACACUGAAGUGCCACUGUGAUUAACAAAAUAAUAGAGAAUCAAGCCAGGGUACUACGGUCAACAGUAUUCAGUUAUAGAAAAUGACACAGGAAGAAAUAGAUUGAUAAUAUAAGGGAUAAAUAGUCUUAAUACACAAUAAAGAAGUGGAAAAUGAUUAAGGAAUGUGUUUGCUUAGGCUCAGCUAUGUAUUACUAAACAUGUGUUGUAUGUCUUAACACUUUUCUAUGGGGUUGAUCAACUUUGAUACCAGUCUUUGUCACGCUACAGAGGUAUGACUAAUAAAUAAUCGUGGUCUGGUGACAUUUAAGUUGUAAUUGUUUGAUGUUUUUAAAGUUAUUGGAGGACUUCAAAAGUAUUAAGAACUUCAAAA